Trichoderma atroviride IMI 206040 is the source of this 1103-nucleotide messenger RNA. RefSeq lists its product as uncharacterized. NCBI's taxonomy places the organism in Eukaryota, Fungi, Ascomycota, Sordariomycetes, Hypocreales, Hypocreaceae. The record is from RefSeq and is a predicted model, not a curated record.
CUUCCUCCAUCCUUUGCCGGCCUCUAGUCUGAGCACUUCCGUCACUCGGGCCUCUCUGCCCUCUCUCUUCUGUCCAUCUCACUCAGACGCUUCCCCUCUUCUUGUUGGCCAAUCGACACGCUGGCCGCCUUCAUCCGACGACGGCUUCUGUCCGCCAUGGCUUCUCCGGGGCCCAGAAGAUUCGCUCCUUUGCGAGCAAUGGCAGAUUUGUCACCUUUCAAUACCGCUCCGCCGCUGAGAGGCAUUGUAUUUGACAUGGAUGGGACGUUGAGUGUGCCGCAGACAUACAUGUUCAGGGAAAUGCGCUCCAUCCUCGGAAUCCCUCAAUCAGUGGACAUUCUCGAACACAUUGAUAAACUGCCCCCUCACCAACAGCCGCCCGCCCACGAGGCCAUCCGCGCCAUUGAGCGCAAGGCCAUGGCCUCACAGGCGCCCCAGCCAGGCCUCCAGACCCUCAUGUCGUACCUCGAGGCCUACCAGGUUCCCAAAGCCAUCUGCACUCGCAACUUCGACCUCCCCGUCCAGCACCUUAUCACCACGUUUAUACCCACUUCCCAGUUCUACCCCGUCAUCACCCGGGACUUUCGCCCUCCUAAACCUCAUCCGGCAGGCAUAAUACACAUUGCUCAGAGUUGGGGCCUGAUAGAUGGCUCCGGGGCCGUGGAUGCGAGCGGCCUAAUCAUGGUUGGGGACUCUCUUGAUGACCUGACGGCAGGGAGAUUAGCGGGCGCUGCGACGGUGCUGCUGCUCAACGAUGUAAACAGGGACUUGGCCAACCACGAGAAUACAGAUUUGGUGAUACACCAGCUGGACGAGUUGAUUCAUAUACUAGAAACUGGUUUCCAGGGGCGGCUGAUAGAGCCAGGGCGUUUACAGUCAUGAUUUCGAGUCCUAUAUCCAUAUAUUAGAUCCAAGAGCUUCCCAGCAUAAUACAAAAGGAAGAAAAAAAGAAAAAGCUCCCAUUGGUAGUCAGUUGGCUGUUGUAGGCACAGACAUGUUAAUAUUAACAUUCAAAUAUGUACUCUGUUUCAUACAAGGGACAUGACAACUACAAAACUUAAAGUUAAACUGCAAAGUCCUCUUUUCAGUCUGUGUUUCGAUUG